AUGACGGAUCGGCGCGUCGACGACGCGGUGGUGGCGUCGACGACGGCGCGGACGCUGCUCGCGAGCGUGGACGAGGCGCGCGCGCUGAUCGUCAAUCUGCGUGGACGCGCGCGAGUGAAUCCGCUUCGAGGGGCGUCGAGCGCGACGCGACGGGCGCACGCGAGGGCGGAGACGCUGGUGAAGCGAUGCGCGGCGAUGGGUGAUUUUGAGGCGGCGCGAACGUUGGGGGGAUAUUUGGUCGAGCGGUUCGGGGAGGACUCGGCGCGCGCGCGGGCGGCGCGCGCGGCGGCGGAACGCGCGGCGGGCGAGACGGAAAAGGCGGAAAAGAUGAUCGAGGAGGGGCUGGAGCGAUCGCCGUACGAUCAGCGAUUGAUGCGAUCGCGCGUGGCGUGCGCGCUCGAUCGCGGAGACGAGCGCGAGGCGAUCGAGCGCCUGUGCGAGUACCUGGAGACGCACGGCGCGGAUGAGGAGGCGUGGAGCGCGCUCGGAAAGUUGUACGCCGGGCGAGGGGAGUACGAUAAGGCUUUAUUUUGCUACGAAGAGGUCGUGUGCGCGAUGCCGUUCGAUGCGAACGCGCACAGAAAGAUGGCUGAGGUGUUGUACACGGCGGGAGGACGCGAGAACGUGCGGGACGCGAAGAACCACUUUGCGUUGGCCAUCGACUUCACGAGCGGUAAAGACGUGCGCGCGAUGUACGGUGCGAUUUUGUGCGCGAAGCGACUGCGUGAGACGGAAACCGAUGACACCGAUGGGGUCGUUCCCAAAGGUGAGGGUGCGGCGCUCGCAGAUGCCGCGGCAGAACGAUUGUUACAGCGGUACGCGAUGGAGAAUGAAUCAAUGUUGCGCGUCGUACGACCGCAAAUCAAACGUCUCGUCGCGCCAUCAGAGGGAUAG
Messenger RNA from Ostreococcus tauri, 894 nucleotides. RefSeq names its product Tetratricopeptide repeat. The coding region runs from base 1 to 894 and encodes 297 amino acids. The record is from RefSeq and is a predicted model, not a curated record. Lineage: Eukaryota; Viridiplantae; Chlorophyta; Mamiellophyceae; Mamiellales; Bathycoccaceae. Gene Ontology annotation, molecular function: protein binding. Gene Ontology annotation, biological process: protein folding in endoplasmic reticulum. Gene Ontology annotation, cellular component: EMC complex. The transcript has a single exon.